AUGAGCAGCGACGCCGUGACGAGCCCAAGCAGCACGGGCGGUACCUCUGGCGCCAGCACCAUGAGCGACCUGGACAGACAGAUCGAGCAGUUGAAGCGCUGCGAGUACCUCAAGGAGUCGGAGGUCAAGGCGCUGUGCCAGAAGGCCCGCGAGAUUCUCGUGGACGAGAGCAACGUCCAGCGCAUCGAUGCGCCCGUGACGAUCUGCGGUGAUAUCCACGGCCAAUUCUACGACUUGAAGGAGCUGUUCAACGUCGGCGGCGAGUGCCCCGAAACCAACUACCUCUUCAUGGGCGACUUUGUCGACCGAGGCUUCUACAGUGUCGAAACCUUCCUCCUCUUGCUCGCCUUGAAGGUGCGGUACCCGGACCGUAUUACGCUCAUCCGCGGCAACCACGAAAGCCGUCAGAUCACGCAAGUGUACGGCUUCUACGACGAGUGCCUGCGCAAAUACGGCUCCGUGAACGUGUGGCGAUACUGCACGGAGAUCUUCGACUACCUCAGUUUGUCGGCCAUCAUCGAAGACAAGAUCUUCUGCGUCCACGGCGGUCUCUCGCCGUCAAUCAACACGCUCGACCAGAUCCGUAUUAUUGACCGGAAGCAAGAAGUGCCGCACGACGGCGCCAUGUGCGACCUCAUGUGGUCGGACCCGGAAGACAUUGACGGCUGGGGCUUGAGCCCGCGUGGCGCUGGCUACCUCUUUGGCGGCGACGUGGUCGACAAGUUCAACCAAACCAACGACAUCCAGCUCAUUUGUCGGGCACAUCAGCUCGUCAUGGAAGGCCACAAGUCGAUGUUCAACAACGCGCUCGUGACCGUCUGGUCGGCGCCCAACUACUGCUACCGAUGCGGCAACGUCGCGGCGAUCCUCGAGCUCGACGAGAACCUCGAGCAAAAGUUCAAGAUUUUCGAAGCCGCGCCCCAAGACGCCCGCGGCGUCCCCUCGAAGAAGCCCGCGCCCGACUAUUUCUUGUAA
Saprolegnia diclina VS20 is the source of this 975-nucleotide messenger RNA. RefSeq names its product serine/threonine-protein phosphatase PP-X isozyme 2. The transcript is spliced from 6 exons. The record is from RefSeq and is a predicted model, not a curated record. NCBI's taxonomy places the organism in Eukaryota, Oomycota, Saprolegniomycetes, Saprolegniales, Saprolegniaceae. Gene Ontology annotation, cellular component: nucleus; cytoplasm. Gene Ontology annotation, molecular function: protein serine/threonine phosphatase activity. The coding region runs from base 1 to 975 and encodes 324 amino acids. Gene Ontology annotation, biological process: double-strand break repair via homologous recombination; peptidyl-serine dephosphorylation.